This is a messenger RNA of Closterium sp. NIES-67, 1424 nucleotides long. The record is from the annotation of a GenBank genome assembly. Lineage: Eukaryota; Viridiplantae; Streptophyta; Zygnematophyceae; Desmidiales; Closteriaceae.
GCUGUUGCAGUCACUCAGGUGUGUCUGGGCCAGGCAAGAAAAGCCUCAAUGUUCUCAGACUGCCUGGUGAUAGUAGACCAUUUCCAGCCUUACUGAUGAAAUGGGAUUAGAUUACUACGAGGUACUCCAGGUACCGAAGACUGCGUCUGAUGAUGACCUUAAAAAGGCCUAUAGGAAGUUGGCGAUGAAAUGGCAUCCAGACAAGAAUCCCACCUGCAAGACGGAAGCCGAGGCGAAAUUUAAGGAGAUUUCUGAAGCAUACGAGGUAGUACCGAGUUUCUGUCCUUGCUGUCGUAGUCCGCUUAGAUUGUUGUUCAAGGUCAGGACUCAUUCACCCUUUCCCUUCCUGGCACAGGUCCUCAGUGAUUCUCAGAAGCGAGCAGUGUAUGAUCAAUAUGGGGAGGAGGGACUCAAAGGACAAGUACCCCGCCAAGCAACUCCGAGUCAGCCAGGAACAUCGAACGCUCCUUCUUCCAGCAUCCCAAAUCCUCACACUAACAGAUUUAAUCCGCGAAGCGCGGAAGACAUCUUUGCAGAGUUUUUUGGGAAGAACCCAUUUAUGUCAGAAAGCGGUAGCUUCAGAGGCUCGAAGUCUGGUUCCCCUUAUCCUGGCGACUAUUAUGGAACACCAGUACAAGAACCGUCGGGGCAUAGCCAUUACGUGGACCCUAGCUCCCCAGCACCUAAGAAAGGUGCACCUGUAGAGAACCGACUGGUCUGCUCCUUGGAAGAGCUUUACUCAGGGUCGACGCGGAAAAUGAAGAUCUCUCGAAAUAUUGUUGAUACUACUGGGAAGAUCACCCCGGUGGAGGAGAUAUUGACGAUCAAUGUUAAACCGGGAUGGAAAAAAGGGACGAGAAUCACGUUUCCUGAGAAGGGGAACGAGCAGCCAGGUCUCGUUCCGGCAGACUUGGUUUUCGUCAUUGAGGAGAAGCAGCACGAGGUCUUCAAGCGGGAAGGCAUUGACCUUGUGUGCACCCAAAAAAUCAGCCUUGCGGACGCCUUGCUUGAUUACACGUUGAACUUGACAACCCUGGAUGGGAGACAGCUUUCAGUUCCCCUCAGUGAAGUAAUUCAUCCCGGCUAUGAGAAGGUGAUUCCCAGGGAGGGGAUGCCAGGAAAGGAGUUUGGUAAGCGUGGUAACCUUAGGAUUAGGUUCGAUGUUAGAUUCCCUUCUAAGCUGUCUGCAGAGCAGAAGAUGGUAUUGGCUCAAGUCUUCCCUAGAGAGUAGCGUUUUAGGUCGUGAUGGUGGGUAGCAUAGCGUCACUAGUUAGCUAGAACCUGUUAGCUUGAGUUGCAGUGUCCAUGUAUUGUAGCAGAAGCACGUAAAAGGGCUCAAGAGGCCAUUGUGCAUGCGUUUGUAUGUAUUAAAUGUUGUCUAGUACAGCAUGUUGGUUGGUGGUGGCUUUGUUGUUUGAAUGUUU